CUGCAGCAGCUGGGAGAGAGCGCAAUACAGGACCGGCGGAGGAAGGGGGCGCUGCUGCUGUUGUUGCCGCUGCCAUCACACUGACCGAGAGCCCCGUCCUCACUAACCCCUGCAGCUGGGAUUGUGCACACAGCAGGCGCAAGCUCGGUGUCUCUUCCAUCAGUCCCCGGGAGGCAUGGCGCUGGAUUUCCUGGCUGGAUGCGCAGGAGGUGCGACUGCAGGUUCAGAGUGUGUCAAAACCCCUUUACCGUGGGACUAUUCAUUGCUUUCAGUCCAUCAUCAAGCAGGAGACGGCAUGGGGGCUGUACAAAGGAGUCGGGUCACCAAUGAUGGGACUGACCUUCAUCAAUGCUUUUGUGUUCGGGGUGCAGGGAAACACCAUACGAUACCUCGGCAGGGAUACCCCGUUAAACCAGUUUCUGGCCGGAUCAGCGGCUGGUGCCAUCCAGUGUGUAAUCUGCUGUCCGAUGGAGUUGGCAAAGACCAGGAUGCAGCUGCAAGGAACCGGAGAAUACAAAUCCCGCUCUAAAAACUAUAAGAAUUCUCUGGACUGUUUGGUAAAAAUCCACCGCAAGGAAGGGAUAAAGGGCAUCAACCGAGGCAUGGUCACUACAUUCCUUCGGGAGACGCCAAGUUUUGGGCUCUACUUCUUGACGUAUGAUUAUCUGACCAGGUACCUUAGCUGCGAAAUCAAUGAUGGCCUUAUUAUUCCCAAGCUGCUGUUUGCCGGAGGCAUGUCGGGCAUUGUAUCUUGGUUAUCAACCUACCCGAUCGACGUGAUCAAAUCGCGGCUACAGGCCGAUGGCGUCGGCGGUGUAAACCAGUACAACGGAAUUCUGGACUGCAUCAGAAAGAGUUAUGAAGUAGAAGGCUGGAGGGUAUUUACUAGAGGUCUGACCUCCACCUUGCUCAGAGCAUUUCCCGUCAACGCUGCUACCUUCGCUACCGUCACCAUGUUCCUCAUGUAUAUGCGAUCAGAAAACACGAUCAACGAAUGUGACGCCGGACCGGCAAUACAACAACCGACAAGCAUGUAAACUUUACUGCAGCAUGCCUGAACAGAUCCCGUCGUAGAGUUAUUUUUUUAUAUAUAUAUAUAAGCGAGUUGUAUAAAUAUACUGUACAUAAGUGAUAUGUAUAAUUGGUAUAUAUGCAUUUUAGACAGGCUUUCGUGUCUGCGGUGUAGAAUGUGGCCUUCUUUUGGAAUGUAGUCCCACAGCCAUCAAGAAUGUGCCGUCAUCGUUGUGGAAUCUACUUUUAGUGCAAGUAAAUCUCAUUUGAGAUUAUGGUAUUUGGGAAAACUGACAGCUAGUUUGUCAGAGUCCUGAAUCAUUGCUGGAACAUUGUAAUGUUACAAUAUAUGAUUGUAAGGGAAGUAUUGUUGCAGUGUGUUCUGACAAACUAUUGUUCAUGAGUAAUAUACGCGUGUCAGUAUGUAACAUAUAUAGGCUCCAGCUAGCCACACGCAUCAUACUUUCUGAAAUGUUAACAGACUGAUGCAAAAAAACAAAUAACAAAUACUUAUAUGAGACCCUAAUCACUCAAAGCUGGAUGUUUUCUUUUUUUCUUUUGUAGACCACAUUACUCAGAAGUUAUUUAUUAAACAAAAACACUUGAGUCAUGCAAUACCUACAGAUAUCCUGCAGGUGGCACUGUUGCAAAGAAAUGAAAUAUCCGAGUAAUGGCCCUCAUUCCGAGUCGUUCGCUCGGUAUUUUUCAUCGCAUCGCAGUGAAAUUCCGCUUAGUGCGCAUGCGCAAUAUUCGCACUGCGACUGCGCCAAGUAUCUUUGCUAUGAAGAUAGUAUUUUUACUCACGGCUUUUUCAUCGCUCCGGCGAACGUAAUGUGAUUGACAGGAAAUGGGUGUUACUGGGCGGAAACAGGCCGUUUUAUGGGCGUGUGGCUGAAAACGCUACCGUUUCCGGAAAAAAUGCAGGAGUGGCCGGAGAAACGGGGGAGUGGUUGGGCGAACGCUGGGUGUGUUUGUGACGUCAAACCAGGAACGACAAGCACUGAACUGAUCGCACAGGCAGAGUAAGUCUGGAGCUACUCUAAAACUGCUAAGUAGUUUGUGAUCGCAAUAUUGCGAAUACAUCGGUCGCAAUUUUAAGAUGCUAAGAUACACUCCCAGUAGGCGGCGGCUUAGCGUGUGUAACUCUGCUAAAUUCGCCUUGCGACCGAUCAACUCGGAAUGAGGGCCAAUAAGUCGACAUUUAUACAUUUUUGUUUUUGCUGCAAAACAUUGUUUCGUUGUUACAUUGCAAUUCAGACAAAGUUUUGUUUGUUUUUUACAUUUUUUUUUUCUGUAGUAAACUUCCAUUCCGCUUAAAUACCUGCACAGGUACAUGGUAUAGAUUUCAAAUUUGGCUGCUUUUAUUACAUACACUAUUGAAAGGCCUAUUUUGUGAGCUUAUGUGAAUAUGGCUUUAAGAUAAAGGCUUUUAAUGUCAAAUAUUUAUUUUUACAUAUGGUAUUUUUUUUCCAGCUGGUUACAAGUUAUUUACUGUGCACUUUCUAAAUGGCAUAACCUGGUCUUAUCUUGUUUAAUUGUAUAUUUAUGAAACGCUGGACAGAUCUUUAUAUUGCUGAAGCAGCAUAUGGACAUAGAAAUAUGGGCAUUCUCAUUAAUUUAAUAACCAGGGAUGGUUCGAUACAUGAGGGAUGUGGGGAUGACUUUUAUACCAGAAAUAAUGCAAGUUGUGAUCGGGGUAAUUUAAUGGUCUGCUAAGGCUGCUUACUAAGACUAUGGGGUAUCCGUAAUGAAGAGCUGGCUUUGCCACUGUAAAAAUAAUAAUAAUAAAAAUGCUUUUAAAUCCAGUGGCAAAAAAAGCACAAAAAAAAUCUGCAUUACGCUUACCCGUUUGCUAUUUUAAAAAGAAACCAUCACUUUAUUUUAUACACAGGCCGUUUCUAGGUAAAAAUGGAGUAUACGGCCUGCCAAACUUUUUUUUAAAGAUAAUUGGGUGAAUCUGUUUAUUUUUAAGACCGUUUACAGAAUAGUAAGUGACCACUGGCCAUAAGAUACUUCAGACUUGUAAUUUUAGAUCAAUACUGCUAGACUGUAAAGAGAAACAUGUGUAAAGGGCCCUACACACUGGCCGACCCGCCGCCGAGCUGCCCGACAGCGGAUACGGCCGACGAGCGACCCGGCAGCGGGGGGGCAGUGACGGGGGGAGUGAAGUUUCUUCACUCCCCCCGUCACCCGCCUGCAUUGAAGUGCAGGCAAAUAUGGACGAGAUCGUCCAUAUUGGCCUGCAUGUUCAGCUGACGGGGGACCAGCGAUGAACGAGCGCGGGGCUGCGCAUCGUUCAUCGCUGGAGUCUCCACACUGAAAGAUGUGAACGAGUUCUCGUUCAUUUAUGAACGAGAUCGUUCAUAUCUUUCAAAAAAUCGGCCAGUGUGUAGGGCCUAUAAGAUUGUGGCCAGAAGCAGAAUAUUUGCAUAAAAUUGUGGAGUAGGACUCAGUGUGACAAAGCUAGGCAGGGGAAAGACGCAGGGGUUGUAAUUUUAAUUUUUGUGCCCAACCCAGGGGGCAUAUAGUGCAGUACUGUGAAUGGGGAGCACUAUAUAAAUGAUUUAUAUUCCAUUUUAUAAUCUGAGAUCGGUUAUUCGUUUGUGAAAUCCAGACAUAAACAAAAAUACACUGUUUUGUUGUUUUGCAGGGAAAGGUGCAAUAGUUUUUGUUUUUUGGUUUCUCUCAAAGCAGAAAGCCAUUUUUAUUUUUCAUCAUGACAGUAUAACGUUCUGUUUUUGUUUCAUAAACUUUGAACUGCUGUUUUUUGCUCCAGCCUAUAACUGCCGCUGCUCAUAAUUAUGUUGGUGACUCUUCAGUGUGUUGGAACAUUUACCACCCCUGGAAAAAGAUUAUUGUAUGUUGAAAUAGAUAUGACAAAUAAAGGUCCAUUUUUUUUAUUUUCCAGAAAA
This is a messenger RNA of Pseudophryne corroboree (corroboree frog), 3923 nucleotides long. It is a transcript of the gene SLC25A29, whose product is annotated as solute carrier family 25 member 29. Gene Ontology annotation, cellular component: mitochondrion. The record is from RefSeq and is a predicted model, not a curated record. Gene Ontology annotation, molecular function: high-affinity L-arginine transmembrane transporter activity. The transcript is spliced from 3 exons. Gene Ontology annotation, biological process: mitochondrial L-ornithine transmembrane transport. The coding region runs from base 327 to 1037 and encodes 236 amino acids. Lineage: Eukaryota; Metazoa; Chordata; Amphibia; Anura; Myobatrachidae.